AUUAAAAGUAUUAACUUUUACGUAAUUUGAAGAAGAUCUUUUAAAAAGGGUGACAAAAACUUAUUCAAGUUAGAAGCAAUAUAGUUCUUUAAGGAUAUAGUUCAUUUUCUUGUUCAUUUCAGAUCAGGAAUACUGCGAUUCAGAACGAUGGAGUCGGAGUCUGCCCUUGCAGCCCAGCAUCUAAACAUGAUGUUUUCUCCUAAAUUCGCCGUGCCUAUAUUUGGGUUCGUUGUACCGCCACUGUCACUAAUCAUUCUUGUUACCAACUUGCUGAUGGUCUGGACCCUGAGAAAACGAAACAUGCGCUCCCCCAUAAAUGCCAUCCUCACGAGCGUUGCUGUGGCUGACACUCUCGCAAUCUGUAUGCCAGUUGUCCCGUUUAUGUAUUUCUACACGUUGGGCCACUAUGAGGACUUCAUACCAUACACCUGGUGCAGGACCUUCUUUAACCUUGUCCACGUGUUUCCGCUGCUAUGUAAUAUGGCAUCGCUCUGGUCAACUGUGGCUUUGGCGGGGAUACGCUGCUAUUCUGUUUGGCGCCCUCUCCAAGUUAAAUCAGUGGUAACGAAUUUCAGGAUCAACUCUGGGAUUGUCGCCAUUUACCUGACAUCAUUUAUCGUCUACUGCCCGGUUAUAUUUGAGUAUUCGUACACACCUAUUUCGGCCUACUCGAUGAUCGACCAGAACAAGACAAUUACAUCGUGCCAUAUGCAGAAGAGUUCUUCUCAUAUGAUGAAUAAUUUCUGCACAAUUCACACAUGGAUCCAAAUCAUUCUCACAUCACUAUUACCAUGGCUACUGAUCGCAUUCCCGGACUUCGGUUUGCUAUGGAAACUAAGGCAUGCGGAAAAUCUGGUGACUGCCAACAUGAACCGAACUACUCGACGCAGGAUGACGUCAUGGAUGAUAUUUGUGGUUGUCAGCAUGGUAUGGUUGGUUGAGAUUCCGUUUGCCAUCACCUUUACCGAAUAUCUCUCUCACACUAAUGGAGAUGUAAUGAGGAAUAAGCUUGGGGACAAUGUCGUGUUCGUUUUCCUUCUCAAGUACAUCACCUACCCGAUUAUCUUCGUCAUAUAUUGUUUCAUGAGUCAGAGGUUCAGGACUGAGUUCCUGGGCAUGUUUACAUUGAGAAGGUCGAUACAGACCAGAAACUCGACGGAAAAAUCCGACCAAUCGAAACGCAUAUCGAUGUUCUCGGCGUCAACUUCGAAUGUCUAGACUUCUUGGGAAAUCUGGAGUCAGGAAUGUUUGUCGAAAUGAAAUAGACACUUUGAAUGUUUGAUAACAUUAAUAUGUAUUUAUAUCGACGGGUAAAAGCGGCUUUAGAAAAAAAGACAAUAGAACGUUUGAGCUAUUGAUCCUUGCCAUGUAUUUAUCAACAAGAAUAGGAAUCUGAAUUGCUGGUUUAUAUUUGUGUUUAUAUAACUGAUUUGAAUCACUCAUUUCGUUCAUUUAUUUGAUAUGAUUAUGAUUGUGUCAUGAAUUAUCUAGUUGUGAGUAAAUUAUUGGCAUAACGCAUUGCAUUUAUUUUGAGGAGAUUAUUUUUGUUUGUAUAAUUGAUGAUUUUAUUUUAUUAUAUUUUCUAGGAUGAAAUAUCUGUAAUGAAACUAAUUCUAGGUACCCAUGCUUUUUAUUUCGAGAAAUAGGGAAAAGUGACUACUUGAGUUCCAAGGAUUUUAUAAAGUUUUGCCGGA
This is a messenger RNA of Mya arenaria, 1694 nucleotides long. RefSeq names its product sex peptide receptor-like. Gene Ontology annotation, molecular function: G protein-coupled receptor activity. The record is from RefSeq and is a predicted model, not a curated record. Gene Ontology annotation, biological process: G protein-coupled receptor signaling pathway. Gene Ontology annotation, cellular component: membrane. The coding region runs from base 148 to 1218 and encodes 356 amino acids. Lineage: Eukaryota; Metazoa; Mollusca; Bivalvia; Myida; Myidae. The transcript is spliced from 2 exons.